Messenger RNA from Astyanax mexicanus (Mexican tetra), 4540 nucleotides. RefSeq names its product leukocyte receptor cluster (LRC) member 9 (gene leng9). NCBI's taxonomy places the organism in Eukaryota, Metazoa, Chordata, Actinopteri, Characiformes, Acestrorhamphidae. The transcript is spliced from 7 exons. The record is from RefSeq and is a predicted model, not a curated record. Gene Ontology annotation, molecular function: metal ion binding. The coding region runs from base 187 to 1662 and encodes 491 amino acids.
AAAGCGAACAGCUGCAGGUCCGUGAAAUGACUCUCCCUUCAAAAUAAAAGCCCUCUUGUAAACUAUUAUUAUUUAAACAAAAUUAAUUCGUUUUAGAACUGAUUACAGCAGCACAAAGAAAAGCUCAGAUCAGCUCUGGCCUCUGAGGUGGACAUCCCCGUGGUUUCCCAGAUUACACCAUCUGUCAUGGAAGAAGAAGGACCAGGGAAUCCCCUCAUAGAAGAUCCACACACCCAAAUAGAAGCGGAGGUGGCCAAACCAGACAUCUGCAAGUUCUUCCUGAGGGGUCGCUGUCACUUUGGAGAGAGGUGUCGACUGUCCCACAGUUUACCUGAACCUGAACCAGAACCGGAACCAGAGGAGGAGAGAGGCAGCAAAAACCGCAAGACCAGGAAAAAGUCUGUAAAAGCAGAAAAGGCCAGAGAUGAGCCGCCGGAGCCCGAGAAGAAGCCCCGCAUGCGCACGGCUGAUGAUGUCAUUUCCCGGAUCCUGUGGGACUCCUCGGUGGAUCCGACGGACUUUGUGGUGGGACACCUGGACCGUUUUCUUGGGGUUCUGGAGCGCCCCUUUGCUGACUUCUCCUGGGACACUCAGGUGUGUGACUCGGAUUACUCAGAGGAGAUGACCAUCCCUCAGCACAGGAUCAUGUACUUCAGCUAUAAAGGGCAGCAUGUUUGGGACCGAGACAGCCGCACUGACCGGGUAUUCGGAUCCACAGGGCAGACGGUGCUGCCCCCUUUUGAUCGGGAGGAUCAAUCUCAAGAGGACGCUCCCUCUGAUACGAGACGGGAAGGUGAAAAGUCACGGGCUGAGAGGAGUGAGCUGGAGGAUUCUGUGGAUAAUCUCAGUGAUCCCGAAGACAACGCGGACUGUGCUGCAAACGGACUAAAGGACGAGGAGUCUGCAGAUGCUAGUCUAACCCGUCGGGCAGAGGGCCUGUCCUUGUCUCCGAAAAACAAACAGAUUGCUCCAGAGGAAGACGGCAAAGACAUCUGCGCGGAAGAGGAUCAUGAAACACCGCCUGUACCAUCUGUGCUUCAAGAACCUCGGCCCGGACGGCAGCCUCGCAAGCCUACGCACUUUAUCUGCUUCCGCGUGGACUCCCCCGCCGCUCUGUUAGCUUUCCAGCGUGUCCAGAGGAAGAUUCUGACCCACCUGCCCCAGUCUGAGGAAUUCUGGGUCAACCCCUCCACCUUGCACGUCACCCUCUCUCUCCUGGUUCUCCAGGGCCCGGCUGAGGUUCAGGCUGCGGCCGAAAUCCUGCGCUCUGUGGUCGGGAGCAUCUACAAACCUCCCAUCACCGUCUUCUUCCCGCCCAAACUGAAGCACUUCAACGGACGAGUCCUGUUCAUCCCACCGCGGCCUAUCCCGGACAUCCAAAGCCUGAACACCCCCCUCCAGGAAGCCUACAAAGAGAAAGGCUGGCUCCACCGGCACUCCAAGUGUCCCAACUACCACGUCACGCUGGCCAAAGUAGAGCCCAAGGCGGAGGGAGAGGAGGCGGAGAAGAUGUUUGAAGACGUGGGGGUCAUCAAACUGGCUAAAGACAUUAACUUUGGCAAGCUGGAGGUCAACAAACUCUACCUGUGCGUCAACGGCUCGACAAAAACCGAGAGCGGCUUUUACCAGGUCGUAUGUGCCGUCCCGCUGCCUACUGUGUAAAAACACUGCACAUCCUCAGGGCUUCGCUGUGGCUUGAUUGAUUAACUGUGUGGGUUGGGGUACAGGGCAGUGCUCACCACCCCCAACUUUCACCAGGACAAAAUCAUCUAGGAUGUCCUCUAUCACCACCUUAGUUCCAUCAAUAUCUGAGAUUUUCACACAGACGUGCCUUUGGACAUGUAAUGAAAUGGACCCCCAGUCAAUUAAAAAAAAAAAAAAAAAAAGAAACACGGCCAUAUAAUAUUGUAAAAGCUUUUUAUACGUGUUUUUGCUGCACCUGAUGACCCAUAAUGAGAUUUAAAGUUUUUAAAGUUUGACCACUAGCCUCUAAAAGGCACCUAUUUUUUUUUUUUUUUUUUUUUGAGGGAUUAUACAGUGGCUUGCAAGAGUUUGUCACCAUUUGUCACCUUGCAACCACAAGCUAAAUGUACUUUAUUGAGAUUUUAAGUAAUUAGACCAACACAAAGUAGCACAUAAUGGUGAAGUGGAACGAAAAUGAUACGAUUUUUUUUUUUUUUUUUUUUAAGUGUGACAUGCCCCUUUUACUCUGAAAUGCCUAAAUAAAUUAAAUCUAGUGCAAUCAACUGCAAUCAGAAGUCACUUAAUUAGCUGUUCUGUGAAGGCCUAAGUGGUUUGUUAGAGAACACUAGUGAACAAACAGCAUCAUAAAGACCAAGUAACUCACCAGACAGGUCAGAGAUAAAGUUGUGGAGUUUGAGUUUAAAGCAGGGAUAGGUUAUAAAAACAUAUCCCAAGCUCUGAUCUUCCCAAGGAGCACUGUUUAAUCCAUCAUCCAAAAAUGAAAAAAUGCACUCCAACAGCAAACUUACCAUGGUCACUCUGGAGGAGCUGCAGAAAUUCACAGCUCAGGUGGGAGAAUCUGUCCACAGGAUGACUACAAGUCGUCCACUCCACAAAUCUGGACUUUACAUUAGAGUGGCAAGAAGAAAACCAUUGUUAAAAGAAAGAAAUGCCAUUUGCAGUUUGCCACAAGCCAAGUAGGGACACAGCAAACAUGUGGAAGAAAGUGCUUUGGUCAGAUGAGACCAAAGUUGACCUUUUUGGCCUAAAUGCAAAGCACUAUGUUUAGUGGAAAGUAACACUGCUCUGCAUCCAACCUGACUGAUCUGGAGCUAUUUUACAAAGACGAAUGGGCAAAAAAAAGAUGUCUCUUGAUGGGCAAAGCUAGCAAUUGCAGUGAAGGUGUGCACUACUGGGUCACACUUUCAGACUUCUCAGUUUGUUAUUUGAUUAAAAUUUUGAAAACCAUCCAUAAUUUUUAUUCCACUUCACAUUUAUGUGCUAAUUUGUGUUUGUCCAUGACUUAAAAUUUAAAUAAAACACAUUUAAGUUUGUGGUAAAACACAUUUAAGUUCAAGGGGUAUGAAUACUUUUGCAAGCCACUGUAUCCAGGGCAAUAUUACCUAAAUGGUACUGAAUAACGUGUAAAUGAAGGUGAGAAACAUACUAGCAAAGCUGCUGUAAGCAGUUGACUGAUUGUAUAUUACAAAACACGUAAAUUAUUUCUGUCUGGAUUCAGUCAGUUUUAUGUAUUUAAUAAUCACUGUCGACAAACAAGCAAUGCUGAGUAGUUUUAGUAUUUAGACCUAAAUAAAUUAGAAUCUCCUAAUGUUUAUUUUAAUCAUAUCUUUAUAUCUAGUUACUAGGGGUGUCACGAUUCUCUAAAUCCUCGAUUCGAUUUUAUUUCUGAAUUUUUUAGGGUCACGAUUCGAUUCUUGAUGUUCUUUUUUCUUUUUUACAGCAGAGAGGUCUAUGCCAGUUUUAGAUUAGUCUAUGGUCAGUCAUUGGUUUGAUUUAUCAAAUGUACAAUAUCUUAUUUCAAAAGGUGGGCUUGAUAUAAGUGAUGCAAAGUGAUACAAGUGAUCUGUAAUACACCACAUUAGGCACUAAUGGUCAAAUUUAAAUAAUUUAACUAAGAUAUAUAUGUAAUGCCAUCUAGUGGCUUUUUUGGUAGCAGCAGUGUGCACUAUUAAAACAGCAAUGUGCAACAUAACAAAAUAAAAAAUAAAAAAAUACAGGAACAGUCAUGUACAAAAUAAUAGAACAAUUAGAGCCUUAACAAACUGAACUCUAUCCUACUAUAACAGUUAAACAUGAAAAAUAAGACUUUAAGACUAUUUCGGUCUCUGAGAAUGACAAGAUUUUUUCUUUAAUAAAGAUAUAUUAUUAACUUUAUCUGAGAGAAAGAUGCUCUUUAAGGUACCAAAAUUAUUAACAUAUUUGAGGCUAGACUAAACAACUGUUAUUUUUAUAUUUUAAAGUUUUUCUUUAAGAAGAUGAGAAUGUCCACAUUCUCUGGAGAAAGAGCUGCUCUUUGAGCAGUCACAAUGUCCGCGGCGUCGGCUACAGUGUGCUGCGCCAUUUGUGUAGCUUAGAGGGAGGGAUCGUCGAUCCUCUUUUUGACUUUGAGGCUCGAGACCAUGACAUAAUUUUGAUCGAUUUCGAUGAAAUAUCAAAAUCGUGACACCCCUACUAGUUACAUACACCACAUAAUGCUGGUAACUAUGUACAGCAGUUAAUGUAAGAAGGAUGGUGCCAUUGUUUGCUGUAUGAAAGUAAAAUCCUUACAAUGAUAAAUGUGUAAGAGGGCUAAAAUACUGAAGUGUAAUUUUAUGAGGAUGUAUCUGAUGUACUGUAUAUGGUUCGGUUUUAAUGUACUCCGUCCUGCUCCAUGCAGUCAGGAAAUAACUGGUCCGAAUAGACUGGGCAUGAAUUAAUAACGCGCUGUGUAUUUUAAAUGUUUUUAUGGUCAAAGUGCUGAAUUAUUCACCAGUGACCAAACUAUUCAGAACACAGCAGCUCUUGGAAGCAGUCAGACAUGUGACUGACUUUGAAAAUAAAUUUGCAAAUAAUUGAA